AUGCCUCGCAACAAUAACAACAACCCAACGCGAGGGCGUCCGCCCAAGCGUACUGAGCUUGACCUCAGUGCUUGUAUGAACACGGAACAAAAACACCUUCUUCAAAAACUUAUCACUACCAUUGCCGAAGAAAUGCAUACACAGAUACGCGACAACUUGGAGAAUCUUGAUCCUGGCUACGUUGCACCCGACCAAGGAAUCAACUCACCCAAACCAUCUCCCGAGGAAGUUCGCCACCUGUACCAAAAGACGGAAAACGAUAUCCUAACCUCAAGUCUUGCCGAACUUAAAAAAGACGCUCUUGCGCACUUCGGCAAAUGGCGCGUGAACUUGCACAAGCGUAUUCAGGAUAUCGUGAUAAAAAACGGCGGAACAGCUGGCAAUAUUGGCGGCCAGGCACCCCUACCACUAGGACCCAAUGCGGCUGCUGAGGCUGCCUCGCUGGCUCUUGUUCGACUGUACCCCCCCAUUCCUACGCCCCUCAAGGAUUGCCCCAAGGAGAAACGAGGCUUAAUGUUGCAUUGCAUACUGCUAAUUCUGCUCGGGCUUGAUCAAUAUUCCCUAUACUCAAGAAUUCUAAUGAUAAGGCUCGCCUCAUCGCUGACUGUCCCCAUGUGGGUUUUGCUGCAGGAUGAGAACAGAGCCUCCCAAGCCCUCUCUAAGGUUGUCUUGGGCAUCCCUAUCGAGGAGAUCGCCCAACGGCGAGCGGAGGAAGCCAAAACUUCCCGACGCUGGAAGCCGGGAAUGGCCAGUGCAGCACUGGGAGGAAACCCCGGCGUCCUUGCAGCCCCUCUCGUCACCGCUAGGCUCGGUACCGUUUUUGGGGGUAAGGGGCUUGAUCCGUCGGCGACAGCUACUCUGCUAGGACCGGUGAAUGAUAACACAGUCGUCGUUGGCACAUUGUUUGGUCUGUAUGGAGCCCGACAAGGAAGUAAAACGAUCGACGCGCACGGCAAGGACAUCCUGGAUUUCGGCAUGAUACCUUUGCACGUAACCAAUACGUCCGGGAUCAUCGACCCUAAGGAUGUGCCUGCUGAGAAUCGUAGAAUGCGAGUUACUAUAGGAAUCACCGGAUUGCUCACCAACCCGGACGAGUUCCUUGAAUCCUGGAAGUUUCUCGGUCACCAGAUCGAGGCCUAUGCAAUGAGAUGGGAACUGGAGGCUCUGACGAAGAUAGGGAUAGCGCUAGAGACGCUCACAAAGAGUUCAGCUUGGAGAGAAGCAAAAAAGGAACUUAAUUCGAUGACUGUCUUCGACAGGCUGACGAAGUCUAUAUGGCCUGCGCCUCUUGUGAAGAUCAGCAAGGUCAUUGAGAAUCCUUGGUGUAUAGGGAUAGUCCGAGCUGAAAAAGCAGGUGCAGUGCUUGCCGACGUUCUAAUCAACAGAAUCUACGGAGAUAGACCUGUUACCCUGAUAGGAUAUAGCCUGGGGGCCCGUAUAAUCUAUUGCUGCCUGAUGAUUCUAGCCGAGAAACGUGCUUUUGGGCUGGUAGAGAACGCUGUUCUUAUAGGCGCACCUUGCCCAUCCGAAGUUCGCGUUUGGGCAACGAUGAAGAGCGUUGUUGCCAGCAGACUGGUAAACGUCUUCUCCACCAAAGACUACACGCUAGGCUUCCUCUAUCGCAGCAGCAGUUGGCAAUACGGUGUUGCUGGCUUGCAGAAGAUUCGAGGUGUAUCAAAUGUCGAAAACUUCGAUAUGACCGAGGUAGGCACCAAUCACCUUCGAUACCAGCAUCUCGUCGGCGGUAUCCUAAAGAAGCUCGGCUGGGAGGACAUCUCUUAUGAAGAAAUCACGAAGGAGACGGACAAGUUAAACGCCCAGAUCAAGGCCGAAGCGAAACUUGACGAAGAGCGGGAGAAGAAGAUCCAAACUAAGCUCAAGGAAGAUACCAGAGCGAUCAUAAAGGGCAUGAAAGGUGUGAAGCUGGGUAGCAAGUAG
Daldinia caldariorum is the source of this 1938-nucleotide messenger RNA. Its product is annotated as DUF726-domain-containing protein. The transcript is spliced from 4 exons. Bases 1 to 1938 code for a protein of 645 amino acids. The record is from RefSeq and is a predicted model, not a curated record. NCBI's taxonomy places the organism in Eukaryota, Fungi, Ascomycota, Sordariomycetes, Xylariales, Hypoxylaceae.